GGCUGCGCCCGUAGAGGGAAGCAAAAAGAACAAUAAAAGAAAAUGAUGUGUUUACUUUGAAGCUGUACGUCUAGUAAUGAGAAAAAGAUUUAAAUUAAAUGAAGUGAAGCUGGUGUUGACAGUAAAGUUAGAAUAAAAUGGAUUACAAUAGACGUGCAAAAAGGAAAAGAAGAUGUAAAAAUGAAACCUCAAACAAGACUACCUAUCAGAAAAAGAAAGACAAAGUCAGCACAGAUGCUGAAUUUAAUGAAAAUAAUCAAAAUGAAAGAUUUGUACACACACCUGUUGAAAGUAUUACCCCGAAUGAAGAAAAUUUGGAUUUUUAUUAUGAUUACUAUGGUUACUGUGAAGACGCAUACAAUUAUGGAGAUGGUGUUGAGCCAGAAACACUGCAAUUUUUGAAACACAAAAUAUUUGAUUUAAUCUCAGCCACACAAAAGUCUGACAUAAUUUGCAAUGAUGCAGAGAGAUAUUUGGCAGCCGUUUUAGGUGUCUGUAGUAUAGAACAAAGAAAAGAAGUAAUGCAAGUUAAAAAAAAUGUAUAUGAACCACUAACUUUAGCUUGUAAGAUGACAAAUCUAAACAUGGUCAAGUUUUUUGUAGAACACUGUCAAGCAGAAGUUAAUGGUGAGAAACAUAACGGCAGACCAUUACUAUGUGCUGUAGCCAAUGGUGAUGAAGAUAUUGUCCACUAUUUACUUGAAUGUAAUGCAGAUUUUAACAUAAGUUUUGCAGAAAACUACAAUAUGUUGAUGCUUUCCUUGCAGCUGUUUCCUCAAGAAAUAUUCAAGUCAUUCGGCUAUAAAUCAAAUGAAAAUUUCGAAAACCAGGAUGAAAUUAACCAUCUAAAAGAAACACUUACCUUGAAAAUGCCUCAUAAAUUUGAGAUUGUAAAACUGCUCAUUGAUAAAGGAGCUGUAGAGAAAUGCACAAAAGAUCAGAUUUUUUACAUCUUGACCUCAGUGUUUAAUAGAUCAUUAGGUGUUUCCAAGGAUUCACUUCAAGUUUUAGUCGAUAAAAUUCCUAACUUUUACAAUGUGAGGAAUGCAGAUGGCAUGUCUGUUCUUGGAUAUGAAAUACUUCAUCGAAGUUUUCACAUGUCAGAAUUUUUUGAUCCAUACAUAGAGAAUGUCAAGGAUAUCAAUGAAGCGAACUUCCUGAAAUUUCAUGUUGUACCAUUAAGAGAAAAGUCUGAUAGCAUAGAAAACAAUGUGGACUUUGUGCUUCAGUCCUUUAUUAUCAGCAGAGAAUCAAACAAUAUUUGUUUAUCUGAUGUGUCCGACAAUAGAUGUACGAAGUAUGUCCAUCCACUUGUGUAUUUAGCAUGCACAGGUAAUAUAACAUAUUAUAUGAAAUGUUUGCAGAUGCCCGGAGUUCCUUUCGAAGCCAUGGUAAAUGGUUUGGAGAUGAUAGGGACAUAUUGUCUCACUCAUAGGUAUUAUCUGCAUGCUGUGCUAUGUUGGAAUGCUGCCAAUAAAUUGAGACAACAUAGAUGUCUCCGUAAGACACGAAAUAAAACCUACUUCUCUUCUAAUAAUAUAUUGAAAUGGGAAGAAGAUAUAUCGUUGGAGGAGGUAGCUCGCACAGUUCCUCUCCAAGCAUAUGUUGUGGAUAUGACUCAUGUUAUAUCAAAGAUUUUCACAGACACCUCACAAAAGACAAUAGAGGAAGUGACUCAAAGCUACAUCACCCAUGUACGAACGGGGAUAAUGCCAGAUUUAACUAUCAAUACAGAAGUGUGCUCAUUCAUGUCACAUGUUGAAAAGUAUAUCAAGGAUAAUACCACAGCAAUAGAAGCAUAUACUCUAAUUCUUAUAAAAAAUGCUUUAGUUCAUGAACGUAUGAUUGGAUAUGGAGAUUUCAAUACAUUAGGUGCGUUUGAAUCUCUCGCAAAUGAGUUUUACGUGAAAGGUAAAAUAGUAGAAUGUGCUACACUGGUAACUUACAGUUACCCAUAUUUUGUUAAGUAUCUGCCAAAUGAAGUCAAUUUAUCCGUCAUUGCCAGUUGGGACAAAAAGAAUUCCUUGAAAAAUUUCAUUUCACCAUUGAUCGACAUUGUUUUGAUUGAGAGUCUACAUUCAAAAUUAACCUUUGAUCUUUCAAUGGCAAUAUGGAAAUGUUUUUUUCUGGAGUGUUGUGUCACACCAAGGUGUCAAAGGAGAUUUCUAGAAUUUGCGUCAAUGCUUGUGAUGAUGAAGAGAAUGGCUAGACGAGAAAAGACCCCAGAAGAAUAUCAAAGAUUUUCAGAGUUUAUGAAGAAAGUUAUAAAGACUGAUCUAAGGAACCUGUAUGGACAGGCUCUAUUACAUUAUACAGUACCUACAUUAUCAAAUAACACAAUUGACAUGUUGAUGUCCCCCAACGACAAAAGUCCCUUAAUUUAUGAAUUCUCGGGAUCUGCAGAAAUGAUUAAAUUGCUGCUAACAUACGGAGCAGAUCCUAAUGCUUUUGAUGACAUAGGAAUGACAGCUCUUCAUUUUUGUUACUUUUUAAUGUUGGACAAUAACGAAGAGAAUGGAAUAGGUAAACCUGUAGAAGUUGUCCAGACACUCUUGGAGGGUGGAGCUCAUCCAGAUUGUGCAGAUUUUAGCAACCGUUCUGCCAUUGAGAGUUCUCAGCAAUCGUUAGUGCCUCUGUGUCCAGUUUCACACCAAACACUACAGUGCCUUGCAUCAAAUGUUAUUCUUACCCAUAGGUUAUCUUUUCAUUCAGAUUUACCGCCACAUCUUGUUGAAUUUGUUGAGUUGCAUAAAAAACACGGAAGGCCAACCACACAGAACUUUCCUGAACAAGUGUUUGGAUAAUUUAAUUGGUCACAGAACUUUGCUGAACAAUUGUUAAGAUAAUUUUAUUCAUGUUAUUGGUUGUUUAUGAUUUAUAAAUAUUCAAAUUUUCAAUGUUUGUAUAACAUACACAUGAUACACUGACAGUGACUGUGUCAGGUAUUGUGUAGUUUGUUUACUAGCAUGGGUUAAAGUGUACAUGAACUGUGUGCCAAACAUGUAACUUAUGCCAGCCAGUGUUUGUUUUAUUUGACUGUGAACAUUAGGGAGCUACCAUUUAAUUUUUAUGGGGGGCUAGG
Mytilus californianus (California mussel) is the source of this 3082-nucleotide messenger RNA. RefSeq lists its product as uncharacterized. NCBI's taxonomy places the organism in Eukaryota, Metazoa, Mollusca, Bivalvia, Mytilida, Mytilidae. Gene Ontology annotation, molecular function: protein binding. The record is from RefSeq and is a predicted model, not a curated record. The transcript has 2 exons. The coding region runs from base 138 to 2804 and encodes 888 amino acids.